CAGGAAAGGUAACGAGUGAGGACUUCCCUCACGGAAAAGCCUACUUGUAAUUUAUUGCCGUACCGGCGUGAUAUGAGUAUGAAGAUAUAUGUAGGCCUACUAACGAUCUACGGGUGCAUCUCUAUAGUUUACACUCCUUCUUCCGAUACCGGUCAGUUGGCGGUACAUUGGUAUUCAGGUUUCAGUCUUCAUGUGGACUCUAGGGCGUGGAGGAUGCUUGCGAGUUUUUUUUCAGAACCAAGAGUGCCUCGUCGCAUGUCUUCCUGUUCAUAAUCAUAUUACUGUGCGGCUCAAGUGGAACUACAACUAUUAUUUGGUGCCAAACCCUCCUGGAGGAUUUGGAGGAAGGCACCCCAAGCGAGGGAGCCCUGUAGCUCGACCAGCACCCUCUACUCAAUAUUGGCGAAAGGUCCACUUUCCUGAGGAUGGCAAAUAUACAAUAGAACCUCUCAAAGUCACUCGACUUGGUGGAAGGGACCCUGUAACAGGAAGAGUAGUGGUCAAAACAAUUGGAGGAGGAUGGAAGUACCAGUAUCAUUGGGUGGAUUUUGUAAGGCACGGGAAUUUGGAUGGAUCAGUGCGAGCAGAGAAAGUGGUUCGAUUAAUUCAAGAGCGAUCUCGGACAGCCCUCCUUGCUCUCACGGCUGAAGGAGACCAAAUGAGGUGGCGACUGGCCACCACUGCCAUGACACCUGGAGUCACAGUUUGCAAUCAUUCUGACAUUCCUCGAAUACCAGUGAGAGCCACUGAGGGAGAUGCUCACCCUUUGGGUGCAUUGCCAAAUGGAACUGUGAUAUGUCAUGUAGAGAAGUUUCCUGGAAAAGGUGCCUUCUUUUGCAGGGCAGCUGGUACAAGUGCAACACUUUUAAGAAAGAUAGAUGACCAUGUAAUUGUUCAGCUACCUGAUAAGCAUCAUGUCUCCCUCAAUGAGAAAUGCAUGGCUGUUGUAGGCCGUAUGUCAAAUGUUGAGCAUGGAGACACCCCAAUUGGGAGCCCAAAUCGACUGCGAUGGCUUGGCUUCCGCCCACGUUCUGGACUGUGGCACCGGAAGGAUGGCUACUGUGGUCGCAAGAUCCGUCCCCUACCUCCCCUCAAAGUUUAUGAUGAAGAAAAGGAAGUCAAGACCCAGCCUGAAAUAGUUCUGAAGAUGUUGCUGAAGGAAGAAGCCUCACAGGAGUAUGUGUUUGCAUGCCUCCCAAAGCCUCACCCCAGCCUCCAUGACCUGAACCCAAGGGUCCAGGCAAUGUUCUUGAACAUAUUGUCAUGGAUGAAAGAAGAGACUGACUUGGACUGGCUGGCCCUUGCCCCAGGACGCUCCUUGCUGCAUCUCCUGGGACAAGAAACAUCCCCGAAGGUAUUGAGAGGCUUAGCAGGUCUCUUGCAGGACUCCCUCUAUCAUGGGGGUGAUGUGGCCAGGGACAUCCAGAUCCUCAUGCCUCUUCUGGCCAAGGAUCGACGGGCACUGCAGCACUACUUCAUCCAUGCGCGACACCUCUACAAUCCCAUCCAUGUCUUUCGCUUUGUUUGUGCUACUCUCAAUAUCCUCUAUAAGCAUGUGAAAGGUAAGAUGGAGAAGGAAGAGGAAGUCCUGAAGAAAUCCUCUGAGAAAAAGGACAGGAGAUCCAAGAAAAAGAAGAGGCUGCGAAAUGAGGAUGACAGCUGCAAUGAUGCAGAUAAGGAGAAUAAUCCUUUACAAUCUCAAGGGGAGGGGUCAGGCAGCUCUGAAAGGAAGGAAGAGAAGGGGAAGAUGAGCCUUGAUGACGAGAAUGUUGUUGCUGGUCUACUUGAUGCCUGUCACGUUCUACUUAGUGAACACUCUGAACUGGCUGGUGUUGAUGCAGAGGAAAAGGAAGACUUUUAUGGUUUUGUUGAGAGGGCCAUCCCAUUCCUUCGUGGCUACUACAGCACCCUGCCUCUGCUGAAUUGGAAGAGGGGAGAUGACCUUCUCCAGCUCAUUUCAGAUUGGCUUGAAAUCGGUCUGGACCCAUCAAAGCAUCUCAGCCAGACUGCCAGGGCACAUAAGCAAGGGGCCCUAAGGUUUCGAGAAACAUCCCUCCCCCAACCACUUCUGGGAGUGAAGAUCUUGAAGGCUGCCCUCUCUCAUCCACUUCAGUGGAAGAAGAUCAUGGGAUCCAAUCGCUCUGACCUCAUCUCCCUGGCUCAACUCACACAAUCAGUUAAGGGAUUGGUGUCAGACCAUUUACAGUCAUUUAUGGAGGAAACUUCUAGGGUGAGAGAAGAUGGGUUCAUUUCAAGUGAAUUUCUAGCCUUGACCUUUGACCUUCACUUAUGUCUCUGUGGCCUCCUCCAUCAUGCAGAAGAGGAUGAGUUCUUCUUUGAUGGUCUCUGCCUCUUCCAAGAUGCUCUUCACUGGCUCUCCACGGUUCUGGUGACCAUGGAGGUGGAGGAUGAAGGAACAGUACUCAGGACACAGAUUUUUGAAAUUGCACUUGAGCGGAUUCAAGACCUCAUAUGGAUUAACACUGUGAAUCAUCAGGUCUUGGAGGCUACAACCAGCAUUGCUUCUCACCUUCUUUGCUAUGGAGAAACACUGAAGGCUGGAGGGAUAGUGCUGAAGUUGGCUGCUACACUUCUGUGCAGAGGAUGGUUGUUGAACCAAGGGCUUGCUAGUGAUGAACUGGCCCUGGCAUUGACUUCCAUGGCAUUUGAUGCCUUCAUCACAUUUCCACAAGGCUCUGCCUCUCUCAUCGAUGAGGAUAAAACACUUCCUGACGUGAAGAAAUGCCGUUCCAUCCUGAUGUAUUUAUAUGGAUGCAAGCCAAAAACUGGUCGUGAGGCUUUCAUCAAGAUCUUGGCCAAAGAGGAGGAGAGUGGAAGAAGUAUGAGUUUGGAGAGAGAGGCAGAGGAUGAAAAGUGGAAGUGGCCUCCAAUAACUGCUACUCUCUUCCUCUUUGUCAUCACCAGGAGGAAGUUGACCACGCCAAUACUCAGGCACCUUGUGUCUCUCCCUCUCCAGGAUUCAAAGGACUGUGAAGUGAGAGCCCAGAUUUUGCAUGGAUGGAGAACAAGCCACCUGGGAACAGGAAACAAGGAGUUCAAAAAAGCACUUGAAAUGUGCAUGAUAAAAACAAGACAUUUGCAGGCUGAGUCUCAAGAAUCAUCAAAUGAAGAAUCGAAUUCAAGUCCCCUGACACGAGCCCUUAGUAUUUUGUCACAACUGUGGCAAGAGGAGAUGAAUCAACCCCAGUCAUUUCUGGAGCUGUGAAAUUGCUGUCACCAUCCACCAUCUCCCCCCCCCCCC
This is a messenger RNA of Darwinula stevensoni, 3262 nucleotides long. The record is from the annotation of a GenBank genome assembly. Lineage: Eukaryota; Metazoa; Arthropoda; Ostracoda; Podocopida; Darwinulidae.